Messenger RNA from Oryza sativa Japonica Group (Japanese rice), 1319 nucleotides. Its product is annotated as ubiquitin-like domain-containing protein. Gene Ontology annotation, biological process: proteasome-mediated ubiquitin-dependent protein catabolic process. Lineage: Eukaryota; Viridiplantae; Streptophyta; Magnoliopsida; Poales; Poaceae. Gene Ontology annotation, cellular component: cytosol; nucleoplasm. The record is from RefSeq and is a predicted model, not a curated record. Gene Ontology annotation, molecular function: ubiquitin binding; polyubiquitin modification-dependent protein binding; proteasome binding.
UGUCAAAAACAAAUAAAAAUCUCCCAAAUUAGUACAUCCAACCCAGCUAGAGCAAUCAAUGCAUUACAAAACACACACACGCACGCAUGGAUGAACCACACGAAACAGCACAUCGCAUGCAUGCGCCGGCGAUGCAUCGAUCAUCUGCACAUUAUAUGGGGAUCUCGAUCGCAUCGUGCGGCGGCGAUCGAGAGAUCAAUGGAGGUGACGUUGGAGACGGUGGCGGGGCGGCGGUUCACGGUGGAGAUCUGGUUCUUCUCGACGGUGCGGCGGAUCAAGGAGUACGUGCUGCGGCAGGAGGGCAUCCCCGUGGAGUCGCAGCGCCUCUUCUUCGCCGGCGCCGAGCUGGACGACGACGGCGACACGGAGCGCUACUCCAUCCUCCAGGGCUCCACCGUGCUCCUCCUCCUCCCCGAGGACGGCGCCGCUCCGCCGUCAUCCGGUGGCGGAGGCGGCGGCGGCGGAGGGACGAAGGCGAUGGUGCGGGUGGUCGUGAACGCGCCCGCCGCGCUCGCGGGGAAGGGCGGCGCGGUGACCGUGGAGGUCGACGCGGCGGCGUGCACCGUGGCGGGGCUGAAGGAGCGGGUGCAGGAGGGGACCGACGGCGCGCUGCCGGCGGCGAGGGUGGCGCUGAUGUUCGGGAAGGUGGAGAUGGAGGACGGCAGGGCGGUGGCGGAGUACGUGCCGCCGGGCGCGGCGGCGGACGGGACGGCGACGGUGGUGGUGUCCGCGGUCGUGCGUCCUCCGCCGCCGCCGACGCCUACGCCGCAGCCGCCGCAGCAGCCGCGGGUGACGGUGAACGUGAAGUGGGGAGCGAAGGCGGCGGCGGUGGAGGUGAGCGACAUGCUGGCGGUGAAGGACCUGCGCGCGGAGCUCGGCGGCGCGGCGGCGCACCUGCCGCUGCCCAAGGACGGCGGCUACUUCUUCAUCUACAAGCAGAACGUGAUGGAGGAGGACCGCACGCUGCGGUGGCACGACGUCAAGAACGGCGACACCAUCGAGAUCUUCAACGGCAGGGUCACCGGCGGCGCCUGAUCACGAACCCAAUCAAUCCAAUGGAUUUCCAUCCUUGUAAAAUUCCUUUUUCGUGUAAACAAAUUCGGUAAAAUUUCGUUGGGACGCGUUCAAAACUUCAAAUAACAAAAUUAAUGAGAGAAGAGAAGAGUUAAUCCAGUGUAGUAUGUUGAGCGAAUGUCAGGUCGACGGCGAGGUCGUCAUGGUCGCCGUCGAGGAGUAGCGCCGGCGAGCGGCGAUGACGAAAUGGGAGGCGGGGUUUAGGGUUUCCGGCGGGGAGGGAAAGGUCUGGUAUUUUUCUGGAC